CCUCUCCGGCUCUCUCUCUCUAUCGUUUUCCCUUAGAAGCCAUUUUUAUCUUCUUCCCUGUUGCUUGAAAUCCAAGUAUCAGCUUCGUCAACCCAACGACCUGAACCUUGAAAAAGCUUUGGGAUAUAUUCAUGAGUUGCAACGGGUGUCGAGUCUUACGAAAAGGAUGCAGCGACACUUGUGUUCUACGUCCAUGUCUACAAUGGAUCGAUAAUCUCGAAUCACAGGGCUUCGCCACCGUUUUUGUCGCCAAGUUCUUCGGCCGCGCUGGUCUCAUGUCUUUCAUUUCCGCCGUUCCUGAAUCUCAACGCCCUGCUUUGUUCCAGUCGCUGUUGUUCGAAGCCUGCGGUAGAACGGUGAAUCCCGUGAAUGGAGCUGUCGGGCUUCUAUGGACCGGGAACUGGCAUAUUUGUCAAGCGGCGGUCGAAACCGUUCUCCGUGGCGGAACUCUACGGCCGAUACCGGAAUUCAUGGCUCCGACAUCGGAAUGUAAUGAAGCAUCCGAAGCAGCGGGUACGGAGGACAUGUGGAAGCUGCAAGAAACGGUGACGAGUUUGAACUCCAACUGUCGGUUUUCCAGUUCAAGAUCUAAGGUUUCAUCACAUAAGCGUAAAACCAUGAACGAGUUGAAGAAAUCACAGCCGUCCGAUCUGGAUCUUUGCCUGGCUCCAAAUUUUAAAGGAAACCAAAUGGCGGAUAAUAACCGGCCGGGGACUCCGUCUAUGAACUCGGAGGAAUCUGUCACGACGGCUACGUGCUUUGAAAGAAGGCUCGCAGAUGAUGGGAAGUUACUAAACUUGUUUGUUUAAAGAGAAAAUAAAGAGAGAUUUUUCUUUUUCCGGUGAAUC
This is a messenger RNA of Hibiscus syriacus, 848 nucleotides long. Its product is annotated as LOB domain-containing protein 37-like. The transcript has 2 exons. The coding region runs from base 132 to 809 and encodes 225 amino acids. NCBI's taxonomy places the organism in Eukaryota, Viridiplantae, Streptophyta, Magnoliopsida, Malvales, Malvaceae. Gene Ontology annotation, biological process: regulation of gene expression. The record is from RefSeq and is a predicted model, not a curated record.